AUGGCUGCUGAAGCAAAUGAUAUAACGGAACUAUUGAAUUGUAUUAAACAGUUUGAAACGACCGUCAAAAGUGGCAAUGAUGAAGCCGAGAACUGGCGACAAUGUAAUCUUAUUAACGAGCAGAAAAUAAGGAAGUUUGCAAAAGUUAAGCAGAAACUGCAGUGUGCAUUGAAAAAUUCUGAGCAAGAAGUGUCACGAAUGCGCGAGAAGGUCCGAAAAGCCAAAAAAGAAUUCGAUUACUGUGAAAAGCAAAUAGCAGAAUACAUCGCGGCAAUUGAAGCCGCUCGAUGUGAGCACGAUGAAUUGAAGCGCGAAACCGAAGAUUUCAAUGCAAAACUCUCUGUGGUAGAAGGAAAUAUCCUAGAGAGCAUUUUUAAAACCCAAAUUCAAAUCUAUAGACAAACUCAAGAAGAAAAAAAAAGAAUCGAUGCCAAGUUAGGACUACUCGGCGGUGUCAACAAUGGACCACGUCAGGAAGAUGUGUCAGCUGUUCAAAUGCAUAGUGAUACCUUAAUUCCUCUUUCCCAUCUGUCUCUUGAAAUGUGUUCUCAAGGUCCAUAA
Messenger RNA from Acanthocheilonema viteae, 561 nucleotides. The record is from the annotation of a GenBank genome assembly. NCBI's taxonomy places the organism in Eukaryota, Metazoa, Nematoda, Chromadorea, Rhabditida, Onchocercidae.